AGCACUUAUUUGACUAACUGGAGUGAACCGUUUUCUAACGUGCAUGUUUGCUAACGGAGUAAUAGAUGGCUGAGCUUCUUUCUCUCCUAUAAUUUUGGAUCAGUAACCAAUUAUUUUUUCCAACUCCUUUUCUAUUAAUAAACAAGAAGCUCUGUAUUUUAAGAUUACCAUCGAACAAAACUACUCUUACAAGCUUUUCUCUCCAAAUACUUUACACACAGAAAAUGGGUUCUUUUCAAAGCUUAUGCUGGAUUAUUAAUUUGAUGAUUUCCCUCGUAGUUCUGGUUCCGACUAUUAGUCGAAGGGCUCGUUUAAUCCUGGGGGAAGAUUUCCGUUCACCGGAAAUACUUUCAGAGGACAGCGUUUACGCGACUCGAGCCACGGUGUUUCUUGUUGUUAUGUUUUGCAGGUCUUUCUCCCUGUUGGCGACAAAAGUGUUUUGGACCUGCGGUAAUAAGAUUAGAACAAAGUGCUGCCAUGGAAGAACUAAAGAAGAUGAUACCCAGGAACCGCCAUGCCGCCGCAAACUGCCGAAGAGGAAGGAUGAAGCUCUUAGCCUGAGUAAUCUCGUGUUUCAGUCGGCCAAACUGGGACAGCCAGGAGCAAGUGAAGAAGUCAAAUUCCCAACAAUCAGAUAAUCAAAGACCGAGAGCGAUUAGAGACCCACCCAGGUCGGCGGCCUACAGAAACUUGGUAAGGCGUUCAAUUGACAAAAUGGGAGUUUUGGAAGCGUUGAGUGGCUGGCGAUUGGUAGUAACUAGUCUGCGGCCGUACUAAUUAGAUGAUUUUCCUAUUCCAAAUUCCACGUAUCGAACAAUUAUUGUAUUGAGUACAUAAUACUAAUACUACCCCCGUCCCCCUAAGUUUGAGACAAGAGAAAGUGUCACGGUUAUUAAUAAAAGUGGGUUUAUAUA
Messenger RNA from Cuscuta epithymum, 914 nucleotides. Lineage: Eukaryota; Viridiplantae; Streptophyta; Magnoliopsida; Solanales; Convolvulaceae. The record is from the annotation of a GenBank genome assembly.